AUGUCGCUCCCGCUUCCCAACGACAUCCUCCUCCUGGUUGGGGAGUACGUGGAAGACCACCGGGACCGCUACAACCUUCUCUUUGUCUGCCGUCAUUUCCAUGACCUGUUCCUGCGGCUGGUCUACCAGACUGCAGCCUUGAAGGAUUGCCCUCAGACACAGUCCUUCUUGGGCGCGCUGCUCCGCCGUCCCGAGCUGGCUCGGGCAGUCCGGACCCUGGACUUCCAUAAGUGGCGCUCCCCGUCUUCACCCGUCUCCACCUCCGCCGAAGGCUUGGUACCGUUCACCCAAUGGGCCCGGAGCCUCAGCCUUACCGAUGAAGAGCACGCGAAGUGGGGGCAGGACCUCCUCAGCGGAGUGGGGGAGGCUUGGAUUGCCCUUCUCCUGCCGAUAGCAAGCAACCUGAGGCACCUGCAAUUGGUGUAUCCCAAGCAGAACCAGUACCUCGACCGUAUGAUGCAGCGGGCCGUGAAGGGAGAGAAGCCCUUCAACAGUUUGCCCGCCUUUCGGGCGCUGCGGGACGUGUCCCUGAGCCAUCUGGCGGAUGAAGAGGACAGCCGGGGGACCUAUCAGCCCUCCCAGGUCCUUCCAUUUUUCCAAUUGCCAGCCAUGCGGACAUUUUCGGCGGACUCGGUGGUUGAGUCCUCCAGCCCGCAAGAUGAGUCUGAACCAAACCAGCCGGUCGAGACCCCGGCCGCUGGCACCUCGCCUAUUUCAGAAAUCACCCUCAACGCGAGCAACGGCUCCCAGGGCAUGCAGACUAUGAUCGCUUCCUGCACCUCCCUCAAGUCCUUCAGGUACCAGCACUCCGACUCUCAUCUGCUUUCGGAAGGGUUUCAGCCCUCCGCAUUCUACCGGUCGCUGGCCGGGAGCAAGGAGAGCCUGCAAACCCUGUGGCUAGACAGCUAUGGCACUCAUCUGCCCUUCACCAUUGCCGGGGCGAAUGAGACGCACGACGAAUGGCUCGGGCCCCUGACCGCGUUCACCGCGCUGAAGGACCUCCGCAUCCGCCUCCCCAACCUGCUGGACGUCCGCUACCAGGCGGAGCCGUCAUGCCCGCUCACCGACGUGCUCCCGUCGUCGGUGGAAUCGCUGUACGUGGAAGGCUGCAAGGAGAACUCGCUGGGGAUGCUGGUCGGGCAGCUGAGAACGGUGCUCAACCGACGCAAGACCCAGUUCGGGGCGCUCAAGCGACUGGACAUCGAAGGGUUCUUCCACGACGAGGACGAUGAGGACGCGUCGGGCUACCAGCCGGCGGAGGCGACGGGGGUCAGAGUGAUCAAGCCCCGCGUCUACGAGGCCGUGGAGCCGCUGCACCAGGCGUGCGCCGAGGCGGGGAUCGAACUCUAUGUGCGCGACCGAGUGUGCAAUGCGGCAUGA
Molecule: messenger RNA, 1380 nt
Organism: Aspergillus heteromorphus CBS 117.55
Lineage: Eukaryota; Fungi; Ascomycota; Eurotiomycetes; Eurotiales; Aspergillaceae
Exons: 1
Coding region: 1-1380 (459 amino acids)
Source: RefSeq, a predicted model, not a curated record